GUCUCUAUUUUUUUCUCUCUCACACACACAUUCUCUCUCAAAAUUCAAAAAAUAAAAAAUAAAAAAAAAUGAGAGAAAUCCUACACAUACAAGGAGGCCAAUGCGGAAACCAAAUCGGAGCGAAAUUCUGGGAAGUCGUAUGCGCCGAGCACGGUAUCGAUUCAACAGGACGUUACCACGGCGACAACGACACGCAGCUAGAGCGCGUGAAUGUUUACUAUAACGAAGCGAGUUGUGGUAGGUUUGUUCCACGCGCCGUGUUGAUGGAUCUAGAGCCAGGUACUAUGGAUAGUUUACGGUCAGGUCCGUACGGGCAGAUAUUUAGGCCGGAUAAUUUUGUGUUCGGGCAGUCCGGUGCCGGAAAUAAUUGGGCGAAAGGUCAUUAUACUGAAGGCGCUGAGCUUAUUGAUUCUGUUUUGGAUGUUGUUAGAAAAGAAGCUGAGAAUUGUGAUUGUCUUCAAGGUUUCCAGGUGUGCCAUUCCUUGGGUGGUGGGACUGGGUCUGGAAUGGGAACCCUUCUCAUUUCCAAGAUCAGAGAAGAAUAUCCGGACCGCAUGAUGCUAACCUUCUCUGUGUUCCCAUCUCCAAAGGUUUCUGAUACUGUUGUGGAGCCAUACAAUGCAACGCUCUCUGUGCAUCAACUUGUUGAGAAUGCAGAUGAGUGCAUGGUGUUGGACAAUGAGGCUUUGUAUGACAUUUGCUUUAGAACCCUGAAGCUCACUACACCAAGCUUUGGAGACUUGAAUCAUUUGAUUUCUGCUACCAUGAGUGGGGUGACAUGCUGCCUCCGUUUCCCUGGUCAACUCAACUCUGAUCUCCGCAAACUUGCAGUCAAUCUCAUCCCCUUUCCCCGUCUACACUUUUUCAUGGUUGGAUUUGCACCACUAACAUCUCGUGGGUCCCAGCAAUACCGAGCCUUAACUGUACCUGAGCUCACCCAACAGAUGUGGGAUGCCAAGAACAUGAUGUGUGCAGCUGAUCCUCGCCAUGGGAGAUACCUAACAGCAUCAGCCAUGUUCCGUGGUAAAAUGAGCACAAAAGAAGUUGAUGAGCAGAUGAUUAAUGUGCAAAACAAGAACUCGUCCUACUUUGUUGAGUGGAUCCCCAACAAUGUUAAGUCCACUGUUUGUGACAUCCCUCCAACUGGGCUUAAGAUGGCUUCUACAUUCAUUGGGAACUCGACAUCAAUCCAGGAAAUGUUCAGACGGGUCAGUGAGCAAUUUACUGCUAUGUUCCGCAGGAAAGCUUUCUUGCAUUGGUACACUGGAGAAGGAAUGGAUGAGAUGGAGUUUACAGAAGCAGAGAGCAACAUGAAUGAUCUAGUUUCUGAAUACCAACAGUAUCAAGAUGCAACUGCUGACGAGGAAGGGUAUGAUUAUGAAGACGAAGAGGAAGAACUUCAGGAGGAGGCUUGAGUCUCUUGGGUUUGUUCGCUGACGUCUUUGCUUUAUAUGUGUGGAUUUUAUAAAGUCUCUGUCACCUACUUAGUGGCAUGCAAUUUGGUUGAUAUUAGCUAUUUCGCUAUUACUUUGAAAUGUUUUUUUUAGCAAGUACCUAUGAUUUUGAAAUUUAGCCUAAUUACAUUCUAGAUGUUAUGGUUUUUGUCAUGCCAUUUGGAGACGUGAUGAUUGUGUAAUGGUUUGAAGUCAAUUUCCUGCUUGCAUUUUGUGUC
Erigeron canadensis is the source of this 1672-nucleotide messenger RNA. RefSeq names its product tubulin beta-1 chain. Lineage: Eukaryota; Viridiplantae; Streptophyta; Magnoliopsida; Asterales; Asteraceae. Gene Ontology annotation, biological process: microtubule cytoskeleton organization; mitotic cell cycle. Gene Ontology annotation, cellular component: cytoplasm; microtubule. The record is from RefSeq and is a predicted model, not a curated record. Gene Ontology annotation, molecular function: GTPase activity; GTP binding; structural constituent of cytoskeleton. Bases 69 to 1415 code for a protein of 448 amino acids. The transcript has 3 exons.